AUGUCGGAAUCAUCAGUCUCAACUCUCCGAGACACUCUCCUCCGGUUAUCGAAUUCAAUCGCAAACUCUCUCGCCGCAACUCCAUACACUUCUCACAAAACCUCCAACAUCUUCGUCAAAGCCUUUCUCGAACCCCUUCUCACUUCCAUAAAUUCCACCAUCAACGCUUCCAUCAAAGACUUCGCUCUAGCAUGUGCUUUGUUAUCCUCUUCCACACACGCCAAUUCAGAGUUUCUCUCAUGGAUCCCCGAUCACCUUUCCUCCCUUGCAACUGCUUCCUUUUUAGAGCUCUCCCAAGCGUACCUCACAGUCUUCGAUGAUAGGAACUCUCAGAAGGAGAGUGCAAUUGAUAAGUCUGAGGAGAGUGAUGAGUUCUCUGCCGCGUCUGCUAGAGUUCCCGUUGGGUUUGGGAUUCUUGCUGCUCAUCAGCUUAGAUGGUUUGUUACUCAGAUUGAUUAUCCUCAUUUGGGAAAAUUGUGUGGAUGGGCGAUUCCUUGUGCGUUGACUGCUGUUGAUCAUUGGUCGCCGGAGGUGAAGGUAUGUGCUUUAGGUCUUGUUUGGAUAAAAAAAAUUAUCAAAGCAUAUCAGUACAGUACAAUUACAAGUGUAACAUUACUAGAUUGUUGGAAAGUGCCUUGGGUGAUUCUACUGACAUGGAUCUUCCUUGGCACAAGAUAUUCACUAUGGCAGUUAUUUGGUGGAACAUUGUGUGUGCUUGGUCUCUCUUUAGUCUUACUUUCUGACACUUGGAAUGGUGGUGAUGGAGGUGGAUCAAAAAUUAUCUUGGGUGAUGAACUUGUUAUUGUAGGGACAGUUUUCUAUGCAAUAAGCAAUGUUGGCGAGGAAUUUUGUGUUAAGAAAAAAGAUCGUGUUGAAGUAGUUGCAAUGCUCGGUGUUUAUGGAUUCCUAGUUACCGCGGUUGAAGUAUGUAUUUUAGAAUUGAAGACUCUGGAAUCAAUCAAAUGGUCUGCAAAUAUUGUACUUGCCUUUGCUAGCUAUGGUGUGUCAAGCUUCAUCUUUUACUCAUUUGCUCCCUUUGUUCUUAAGCUUAGUUUCCUUCUCAUGAACUUGUUUGUGACAUAG
Vicia faba (fava bean) is the source of this 1083-nucleotide messenger RNA. Lineage: Eukaryota; Viridiplantae; Streptophyta; Magnoliopsida; Fabales; Fabaceae. The record is from the annotation of a GenBank genome assembly.